Xenia sp. Carnegie-2017 is the source of this 467-nucleotide messenger RNA. RefSeq names its product triple QxxK/R motif-containing protein-like. NCBI's taxonomy places the organism in Eukaryota, Metazoa, Cnidaria, Anthozoa, Malacalcyonacea, Xeniidae. The record is from RefSeq and is a predicted model, not a curated record. Bases 5 to 316 code for a protein of 103 amino acids. The transcript has 3 exons. Gene Ontology annotation, cellular component: endoplasmic reticulum membrane.
AAACAUGUCGACAAACAAUAACAUCAUCAUUGGCUACGUGCCUUUGAUAAUGGGACGAAAAGAGAACAGCUAUGGCCACACAAAUAUUGACAAAUAUAGAAAGCAACUCGGAAAACAGGAGUUCAAAGGUAGGAGCAAAAAGCAUACGAUAGCUGAAAAGAAUCGUGCACAAUCACGUUCAACGGAAAGCAGCUACUUGCAGACGGUAUUGUUGUACUGUAUGAUUAUUCUUGUUUCUCUCUUGGCCAUAUAUGCCCUCUUUUAUGCCAUGCUUCAAACAAAACCCAAGGAUGGCAUGUUGAAAGAUAAAAUAUAAAUACAACUUCUUCCUCUUUUGAAGACAAGAAAUUAACAAUUUUGAUGAAAUUGUCUCUUAAAGUAAGACAGUUUUGCAAACUUAAAUAAUUUUACUAAUUGUAAUUUGGCAUAUAUAUUCACAAAAAUUAUAAAUAGUAUUUCUUUUCCUG